ACUUACAAGUAGUGAAGUGGAUGCUUAAAAAUGCUGUAAUAACGAGGCCAAGCUACGUGCUGUGAAAAACGUAGAAGAUAAAAUUAUUUUAUAAUUAUUUACAUUUUUACUAUUGUUGAAAUAUUAAAUUUAAUAAGUAGUAUUUAAAUGGAAGAAUUGGAGCCUUCUGAAUUAGGCUCUCAAGAUUACUGGGAAGGACGUUACGCUCAAGAAAUAAGGAAUUUCUCGAGUCAUGGUGAUCCGGGUGAAAUAUGGUUUGGUGAAGAUAUUGUAGAUAGAGUUAUUCGUUGGAUAAACAACUGGAACUUGAUAGAAAAAAAUAAAAAAAUUGUUGAUGUAGGUUGUGGGAAUGGAAUGUUCUUAAUUGAACUAGCAAACGAGGGAUAUACUAAUUUAACUGGAGUUGAUUAUUCUGAGAAUGCUAUUAAACUUGCAACAGAAAUAGCUCAGAAACAAAAUUUGAAUAUAAGUUAUUAUACAUGUGACAUUCUACAAGGGCUACCAGAAAAUUAUGACAUAAUACACGAUAAGGGAACUUAUGAUGCUAUUAGUUUAAGUGAAAAUGCAAAAGAAAGUAGAGCAAAAUAUUCUGAAAGUGUGUAUAACAGCCUUGAUGGUGAUGGAGUUUUUAUUUUAACUUCUUGUAACUGGACCCAAGAUGAAUUAGAUAACUAUUUUAAUGAAAAGUUUGACAGACUAGCCAUCAUACCUACACCUCAAUUCAAAUUUGGAGGAAAAGUUGGAAAUGUAGUUACAUCUUGUGUCUAUAAAAAGAAAAGUUAAUAAAAUACUAUUCAAAUUCGAAAUAAUUUGAUUUAUACAUUCAUUCAAUCUAUUAACUUAUGAAAUAUGAUCACUAGUCCUACCCUAUUUGGAAUCCUUGAUAAUAUGUUUGAAAUGAGGGUUGUAAUUUUGAUUAUCUUAUUUUAUAUGUACUUUUAUUGAGAUCCUAUCUUGUCAUAUAUAAAAGAAAGGUCUUUAUGCGGUUUUCAUUAAUAAAUAGAGUUAUUCAGGAAGCAGGUUUAGGUUUUAUAAAAAUUGAUUGAAAUAUGACAGUAAUUGUUGCAUUUAUGUAUAAAUUACAGAUAUACCUAAGUUCAUCAAGUUAUAUAUAUUUGUUGAUAAGAUAUGUAAUCGUCAAAUAAUAUACAUUCUACAUAAAUAUCCAGUAUAUACUAGCAAUAUUUACAAAUUUAUUUGCUGUACAUUUGUAUUUACUGUAGAUACAUACAUGAAUGCAUAAAAAAAUAUGUAUAUUUUAUUUUGUUGAAAAGAUGUGUAUGCUUACCUGAAAUAAUAUGCUUCUUAUUUGCAUGUCCAGUAUGUACUAUAUAUAGUAAAAAUAUAGGACUUACAGCACAACUUUUGCAUAUUGGGAUUGUUAACACAUGUUAUAUCUUGUGUUAUAUGGGCGGGAAUAAACUUUCACAAUAAUUCUUUAUUUUUGUAAAAAAUAUAUCUUAAGAACGACAAAACACCUAGGUUCAUGAAACCUUAUAAAAAGUUGACCUAUUUACAACUAAACAAUGUGGUAAAAUCUAGGAUAUUCCUUUUAAAAAAUUAUACAUUUGAGUUGUGAAACACCUUUUAGGACAUCCUGUAUGCCUAGACAUUUAAAUGGCAGCUGCAAUUGAUAUUGAUAUGAGAAUUUUUUUUAAGAAUGCCACAGUUUGAGAGACCGUAUAAAUACAGGAGACUCAUAUUGCAUAAAAAUUUUGAAAUUAGUUUUUUUGUUGUUCAAUACGUUCAUGUUGAAAUGGAAAAGAAGGUUGCAAUUGUAAAUGAAACUACUCAUUGGUUU
This is a messenger RNA of Diorhabda sublineata, 1801 nucleotides long. Its product is annotated as EEF1A lysine methyltransferase 2. Gene Ontology annotation, molecular function: protein-lysine N-methyltransferase activity. Bases 148 to 783 code for a protein of 211 amino acids. Gene Ontology annotation, cellular component: cytoplasm. NCBI's taxonomy places the organism in Eukaryota, Metazoa, Arthropoda, Insecta, Coleoptera, Chrysomelidae. The record is from RefSeq and is a predicted model, not a curated record. The transcript has a single exon. Gene Ontology annotation, biological process: peptidyl-lysine monomethylation; peptidyl-lysine dimethylation.